Molecule: messenger RNA, 5199 nt
Organism: Branchiostoma belcheri (Belcher's lancelet)
Lineage: Eukaryota; Metazoa; Chordata; Leptocardii; Amphioxiformes; Branchiostomatidae
Product: mucin-2-like
Exons: 19
Coding region: 217-5199 (1660 amino acids)
Biological process (GO): visual perception
Source: RefSeq, a predicted model, not a curated record
UUCCUUUUAGUUGCCAGUGUCGAGGUCUCACUAAGUCUGACGAGCGAGACAUUCCGACCUGCGCUGAACGACCCAAGCUCUGCAGACUACAAGAACCUCGCAUCAAAUGUCGAAUCAAGUCUGGAUUCAGCACUGAAGAGCACGCCUGGAUACAUCAGCAGUCAAGUCACAGGUUUUAGGUCUGGCAGUGUUAUAGCAGACACCAGCAUCAGUUAUAUGUCCGGUGGCAGUACCGAGGGCUCACCUGAUGUCAAGUCAUCCAUCCAGAACACCCUGACGGCCGCUGUGUCCGGUGGAUCCCUGGGCAACUUCACGGUCGACCCGAGUUCACUCGCCUUCACCGAACCGACUACGGCUAGUCCCGACUCGGGUGGCGGAGGCGGUCUGGGAGUGGGUAUAGAAGUGACCGGCGGGCUGUUUCCGACUACAGGACGCGGCGCAACAGAGGAUGAGUCAGGGCCUAAUGUUACAAUGGCGGCAGCGGAGAAUGCUACAAUGGUUCAUCCUGAAAAUGUCACAAUGCCUCGACUGGAUGAUGUUACAGCACCGGCAAAUAUGACGAUGCCUCGCCUAGAAAACACUACAGCAGCUCAACCAGGAUACACCACGACGCCUCACCAACAAAACGCUACAACGCAUCGACCAGACGAUGUUACACCGCUCCCUCCACAAAACAUGACAUCGCCUAGUCCAGAAAAUGUUACCAUGCCUCAACCAGACAUUGCUACAUCUCCUCAUCCUGACAAUGCUACAGCACAUCGACCAGACAAUACCACAAUGUUCCCUUCACAAAACAACAUAACAUCACCUAGACCAGAAGAUCUUGUAACCAUGCCUCAUCAGGACAAUGUAACAAUGGGGCCUUCAGAAAAUGCCACAAUGGCUCGGCCUGACGAUGUUACAUCUGGACGUCCUGAAAACCUCACAAUGACACCUUUACAACCACAGAUCACCACAGCUUCUCCAGCUGCAACAACUACAACAGAUGCAACUACAACGGCUGAACCUCCAAAAGUUGAGGUUUCCCUGAAGCUGACGAGUGUGCCGUUUACACCUUCUCUCAAUAACCCAGAGUCUGCGGAGUUUAAGAAUCUUGCAUCAAAUGUUGAAGACACGUUUGACCAACUGUUUGCCAACACUCCUGGAUAUGUCAAGACUAACGUUCUCGGAUUUAGACAAGGCAGCGUUAUCGCGGAUACGGAGGUAGUUUUAGACGCAGGAUCCGGAGACUCGGGGCCGGACGUGUCUGCCGUCAGUGCGUCCAUACAGAACACCCUGACGUCAGCCGUCUCCAACGGGUCCCUGGGAAACUUCACGGUGGAUCCCAGCUCACUCACCAUCACUACACCGACAACGGCUCGCCCCACUGUCACACCAAACGUUACAGCGACUCGGGCUGAAAACGCAACCAGACCGCAGCCAAGUCAGCCGGGCGACACCACAAGGCAUCAACCAGACGGUGUUACACCGCUCCCUCCACAAAACAACAAGACAUCACCUAGACCAGAUUUUACCAUGCCUCAUCAGGACAAUGUAACAAUGAUUCCUCCAGAAAGCGCUACAACACAUCGACCAGACAAUACCACAAUGUUCCCCCAACAAAACAACAUGACAUCGCCUAGACCAGAAGAUCUUACCAUGCCUCAUCAGGACAAUAUAACAAUGGUGCGUCCAGAAAAUGAUACAACACAUCGACCAGACAAUACCACAAUGUUCCCCUCACAAAACAACAUGACAUCGCCUAGACCAGAAGAUGUUGCAACGCCACAUGCAGAAAACGUCACAUCUCCAAGACCGGACAGUGUUACAACGCCCCAUCAAGGAAACACCACAAUGGCCCCUCCUGAUGACGUUACAUCUGGACGUCCUGAGAGCCCCACAAUGACACCUUUACAACCACCAACCACCACUGCUUCACCGACUGAAACAACAACAACGGGAGAAACUACAACGCCGGAACCCCCUAAACUGGAGGUUUCACUGAAGCUGACCAGUGUGACGUUCACACCCACUCUCAACGACAAAAACUCGGCCGAGUUCAAAAAUCUUGCAGCGAAUGUUGCAAAUACGUUUGACCUGUUGUUCGUAAACGUCAAUGGAUACGUCAAGACAAAUGUUCUAGGAUUUAGACAGGGCAGUGUUAUCGCGGAUACGGAGGUAGUUUUAGACGCAGGAUCCGGAGACUCGGGGCCGGACGUGUCUGCCGUCAGUGCGUCCAUACAGAACACCCUGACGUCAGCCGUCUCCAACGGGUCCCUGGGAAACUUCACGGUGGAUCCCAGCUCACUCACCAUCACUACACCGACAACGGCUCGCCCAACUGUUACACCGAACGUUACAGCGACUCAGGCUGAAAACGUAACCAGGCCGCAGCCAAGUCAGCCGCGGGAUGUCGCUACAUCGCCUCGUCCCGACAAUGUGACGAUGGCUCGGGCAGCAGAGAACACUACAAGUCACCAACCAGACGGUGUUACAAUGCCUCGCCCUGACAACAUGACAUCGCCCCGACACGACAACGCUACCAUGGCUCGUCCGGACAACGUUACAAGUCCAAGACCAGAAGGGCUUACAACGCCUCACCCACAAAACAUGACCUCUCGUCGACCAGACAUGACAAGUCCUCGCCAAGAAAACGAUACAAGUCCCAGACCAGAUGUUACAACGCCUCACCUACGUAACGUGACAUCUCGACCGGACGAUGUUUCGACGGCUCGCCCUGAAGUCCCUUCGUCCCCUCGACCGGACAGCGCUACAAUGACUCCACAGAUCAGCUCUGCUGCCCCAGCUGUGAUUACAACAACCGCAGCAGCAGAAACUACAACUAAAGAAGCCCCUAAGCUUCAAGUCUCACUCAAGCUCACCAGUGUGACGUUCACCGCUUCUCUCAAUGACCCCAACUCGGCGGAGUUCAGAAAUCUUGCAUCAAACGUAGCAAACACGUUUGACCAACUGUUUGUGCUGGUUGUCGGAUACGUCAGGACUAUUGUUGUUGGAUUCAGGCAAGGGAGUGUGAUCGCGGACACAGAGGUGGUCAUGUCCGGAGACUCGGGUUCGGACGUGUCUGCCGUCAGUACGUCCAUACAGAACACCCUGACGUCAGCCGUCUCCAACGGGUCCCUGGGAAACUUCACGGUGGAUCCCAGCUCACUCACCAUCACUACACCGACAACGGCUCGCCCCACUGUUACACCAAACGUUACAUCGACUCCGCUCGAAAACGUAACCAGACCGCAGCCAAGUCAGCCGGAUGUCGCUACAUCGCCUCGCCCAGACAACGCAACAAUGGCUCGUACAGAGAACGCUACAUCGCCACGUCCUACAAUGGCUCCUCCGGACAACACUACUAGGCCCCCGAUGGAAAAUGUCACAACCGGGCGCCCAGCAACCACUAGUCCCCAUGUUACACCACCUCGUCAAGAAAACGUCACAAGUGAUAGACCAGACGGUAUGACUCCUAUGGCUACUAGACCAAAUGUUACCUCACCGGAAAAUGCCACAAGGGCUCGGCCUGAGAUGACAACGUCAAUGGCCACUAGACCAAAUGUUACUUCACCGGAAAAUGCCACAAGGGCACGACCAGAAAUGACAACUCCUAUGUCUACUAGACCAAAUGUUACGUUACCGGAAAAUACCACAAGGGCCCGUCCAGAAAUGACAACUCCAAUGGCCACUAGACCAGACGUUACUUCACCGGAAAAUGCAACAAGGGCCCGACCAGACGUUACAACUCCCAUGGCUACAACUCCAAUGGCCACUGGACCAAAGGUUACUCCACCGGAAAAUACAACAAGGGCCCGGCCUGAAAUGACAACUCCAAUGGCCACUCCACCAAAAGCAACUUCCGCUGAAAACGCAACAAGAGCCCCACCAGACGUUACAACUCCUAUGGCCUCUAGACCCGAGGUAACCCCAAGAAAAAACGCCACAGCCCAGCAACCAGAAGUUACAUCUGCUGGACCCACGAGACCAGAGCUUACUACAGCAGAAAAUGUCACAAGGGCCAGACCAGACGCCACAACUGCUGGAGCUACCAGGCCUGACAUGUCUACAAGAGAAAGCAUCACAAGCGGUCGACCAGAAGGCACAACUCCUAGUGCUACCACACCCGCCAUGACUACAUCCGCGGCAUCUUCCCUGGCCCUAGCCUUGACGCUGAGUGGGGAGUCAUGGCGAGCGACCCUAAGUGAUUCCAGCUCUGCUGACUUUACGUUCCUCGCAUCUACUGUCACGUCUAACCUGCAAGCCGAACUGGGGAGCACGCCUGGAUACGUCCGGAGCGAAGUGACGGGAUUCAGGCAGGGCAGUGUUAUAGCAGACGUGGAUGUGUACUACUCGGCUAGCGGUGGUUCGUCUGCGGCGGACGUCCAGAGUUCACUUCUGACCAAAGCCAAGGCAGCAGUGUCCAGUGGGACUAUUGGCAGCCUCACCGUGGACCCAACCUCACUGGAUUACUUGUCAGCUACAACGCAAGGUGCCUCACAACCGAGUGCCACUCAGGAAGCUACAACACCAAUUGCUACACAACCGGCUUCAACAGCGGGUGCCACACAACCAGGUGUAACACCUAAUGCUACACAACCGGUUGUAACACCAGGCGUGUCACAAGCUACUACAACGCCAAUUGCCACACAACCGGCUACAACAGCGGGUGCUCCACCACCUUCUGCAACGCCUAAUGCCACACAACCGACUACAACAGCGGGUGCUUCACCACCGGCUACAACGCCAAGUGCUACUCAGCAGGCAACAACCUCAGCCGAGCCGGCGUCGUCACCGGCCACUACUGAGGAGGCAACGACGGCAGAACGCACUACUAAAGCCCCAGCCGAAAAGCUGUCAGUUUCCUUCGCGAUGACAAGCGAGACGUACACACCUGCACUCAGCGACAGCAACUCUCCUCAGUUCAGGAGCCUCGCGUUUACUGUUGUAACACAAAUCACGCUUAUACUGAGUUCGCAACCAGGAUUCGUCGAUGUAACGGUCCUGCGAUUCCGGCCAGGAAGUGUGGUAGCUGACACGGAAGUUCAGGUGGAACAGCCGUCAGACGGCAGCGCGGACCUGGCGACAGUCAGCACAGCUGUGCAGAACAGCAUCACCACAGCUGUCUCUAACGGCACGCUGGGGAACCUGACUGUCGACCCCAGCUCUCUGCAAAUCACUACGGUCACCACGCCAAGCCCGCCUGUGUCUGGUACGUAA